AUGGCCGCACCGGAAGAGUUACCUUGGGAUGAGGAUAGCAUGGUAGUGGUGGAUCACGACGACUUUGCAAGUUUUGACGCGAGCAGCUUUGACACUACUCUGCCCCUGGAGACCGAACAGUACAUCCGCAACUGGCUCCAGCCAACCGAGUACAACGCCAGCAACGGCGAAUGCAGCAAGCACAGAGCGUCGCAUGUUCCCGGCACGGGGGACUGGCUGUGGGAGUCCGAGGCGUAUUCGCAAUGGCACGGGGGCAGCGAUCACGGGAUGCUCCUGAUCAAGGGGAUCCCAGGGUCCGGAAAGUCAGUCAUCGCCGGGAGUCUGAUCGAUCGGCUCUCGCAGGAGGAGGUGCCGGUCCUGUACUUCUUCUUCCGCCAGAUCAUCGACGCGAACCACACCCCGGAUGCUUUGCUUCGCGACUGGUUGGAUCAGAUUCUGAGCUACAGCGAACCGCUGCAGCUGCGAUUGAAGGAGUACGUUGAGAAGAGGCGGGAUCUGAGCAGUGUGUCCAUGAGCGAUCUUUGGAGGCAUCUCAAGCUGUCGCUCGCGGACCUACCGAAGGCGUACUGCGUUGUCGAUGCGCUUGAUGAGAUGGAUAGCGGCAACGACGAGUUUCUCAGAGCUCUCUGCGAGCUGGGCCGUUGGCGACCGGCCAAUAUCAAGGUGGUCGCGACCAGUCGCCCUAUUACGCGGAUUGAAUUCCCGAUACGACAAAUACCUAUGCUGGAUAUUCGACUGCAGGAGGAAGUCAUCGAGGAGGACAUUGCGACGUACGUGCAGCAUCGGCUACAGGAGUCUGGAAUCCCGGAAUCACAGCAUGAAGUCAUCAAGAGAGCCGUUCCUGGAAAGGCAAACGGGCUUUUCCUCUAUGCGAAACUGGCAAUGGACGCCUUCCUUCAAGACGGAGUGGAUAUUCAACAGGUCACCGAUAAUCUGCCAGCUGACUUGAAUGUGCUGUAUACCGAUUUGCUCCAACAGCACAUCCAGCAGUCCGAGGUGCUCUGGUAUCUCCAGAUUCUCAUUCUCUCAUGGGUGACGCAUGCUUCUCGUCCUCUCAGACUGCUGGAGAUUGCCGAGAUGAUAAAUAAGACCCAUAAUACAGACCUGUCCAGCGAUCUGAAAGCGAAGAAGGAGCUUGUGAGGAAUUCUUGUGGCCCUUUGCUGGAAAUUCUGCCUGACGAAACAGUCUGCGUGAUUCAUCAUUCAUUGACCGAGUUUCUCAAAGGAUCUACUCGUCGACAGUCAUUGGGGCCAAUUCAGAAUCAGACCUAUCCUGUACUAGAUAUGGGAGCAACGCACGCCCGUCUAGCCCAGGUCUGUAUUUCGUACCUACUCGGAUCAGGGUGUCUCGAUGUUGUUGGAGAGAUUGAACCGAUAGAUAAUCGCUAUAUCGCAAAGGAAGUGCCGGAACUAGAGGGAGACACCCGGAUCAGAACUGAGCUGAAGUCCCAGCAUCCGUUCCUGGGAUACUGUCUUCAGUACUGGCAUUAUCACGCCCGGAAGGCCGACGAUUCUAUUCCACUCACCGAGGAGCUAUUAUGUGCUUUGGACGAGCUCCUAUCGAGCAAAAAGAACACGACGGCCUUGGCGAUGCUGGCAGAGAGGAAGAGGGACGGAUGGGAGCCGAUCCACAUGGCAUCCUUCUACGGACUAAGCCAAUAUGUCUCUCGCAUUCUGGAGAGAGGAGACGUGGAUGUUGAGACAUUGGAUGCGGCAGAUGAAACACCGAUGCUAUAUGCAGCUGGCAACGGGCACUCGAGCGUCAUCAAAGUGCUGCUAUCAAACGGAGCUGACCCCGACGGGCCCUCCCGGAAGAAUGGAGUCAAACCACUUCACCUUGCUGCAUUGAGAAAUCACGGAAAGGUAGUAGACCUGCUCCUCAGGGCUGGUGUGCACCCUUUCACACGCAAGACAAUGCAAGACCCCCACGACGACUGCAUCGGUACAGGAACAAAAGGACACACGCCGCUCAUGUACGCCACCUUAUACGGUCAUAGAGAAGCCGCCAGGGCAUUCCUCCCCUAUCUCAACCAGAAGAUUACGAUCAACAGGGCGCUGGUAUGGGCUGCUCAAGGUGGACACAGCGGCAUUGUUGAGGAUGUACUCAAGCACCCUCUUGUCGAUGUCAAUGCUAAGAUUCGGUGCGAAACGGCAAUAUUUCAUGCUGCCAAGCGUACAGACAUUGGCCACGGAGACAUCAAUACCAUCAUCGCUUUGCUCAAAGCAGGGGCUGACCCGUCGAUUCAGUGUAUCCCGACUAUGGAUGAGUUCGAGGGCUGGGUAACGGAGGACGAGGACAGAGACGAAGAAGAAGAGCCGGAGGAAAACAAGCGCUUCUCGCGCAUGAGUACGGCACACAAUGCUCUUCAUGCUCUAUGCGGUGCCUACGGUGAGCGAUAUUAUGCCUGGAAGGAGAGCCCAGUCUUCAGUGCCCAAACACUCAAUGAGGUCAUGUCCUUGAUGUCGCGCAAGUCUCUCGAUGUCAAUGCUAGAGACCGUACCGGUGCCACAGCAUUGCGCUAUGCUGUCCAAAACAUGCCCAUGAUGGUUGAACCGUUAUUGAAAGCUGGGGCGAACGCCAAAAUCCAGCAGAAGAAUGGUGAGACUAUUCUUCACGGAUGCUCUGACCCCCACGUUCUGCAGCUUCUUGUGGAGGAAGGCCAGGUGGAUAUAAACCAAGUUGAGACUGAGAACAGAAGAUCGCCCCUCCUCUUCGCCGCCAUGAAGCCCUGGUUGACGCCCGAGAUUAUACAGAAAUACGCCGAGUUGGGUGCUAACAUGUCCCACACGGACAUGAAAGGCCAGGGAGCACUGCAUUUAUAUCUUGGCGACUCCUUCAAGGAGAAUGAGUCUGCCGAGAUAAUUGUUAGCACACUAUUAGAGAUGGGCGUUCCGCCUAAUCUGAGGAAUCACAAAGGCGAAACUGCCUUGCACAUGGUUAUUCAAAGGUGCAAUAAGAAAGAAAACAUAAUCUGUCAGAGUCUAUUGUCGGUUCUCGUGUCUCGGGGAGCUGAUCCAAAUGCUCGAGAUAAUGCGGGAGAGACUCCUCUCUUCAAACUUGUUUCGAACGCCUGGGAUAUUGGAGGUCUUCUUGAUUUGGUCCGGACGUUGUUUGAACUGGGCGCACAGCCUAAUGCGGUUGACUACCGUGGGAGAAACAUGUUGUUCCAUCUUCCAAAGAGGAUAUUCCCUGGAUUGGUCGAGGAACUUCUGGAGCGAGGGGUCAAUCCAAACGUUCGCGACCACGAAGGAAACCCUUAUGACUGGGCGCUUGCUGACCCAGGAUAUGUCAAUAACUUUGGACAGUCAUACCUUCACAUUGUAACAGCAACCCCGGACUCAGUUCUGGACGACCUCUCUACCUACCCAGAUAUUGACGCCAAAGACAACGAAGGUAUCAGGCCUUUGCACAUUGCUGCAAGAUCAAAUGAGAAGCACGUAGCAGCAUUGCUAGCCGCAGGUGCCAGUCCUACCGAACCUACCUACGAAGGAGUCACUCCUCUCCACGUAGCUGCCCGAUUCCGCCAGCCCAACAUUGUCGGCCGGCUGUUACAGGCAAUCAGGGCCCAAAGUGGCAACAGAGGCUUAUUAUCUCACUUGAAUUACGUGCGUGAGCAGCUUCCUUCAGCUUUACAUCUUGCCUGUCGAUCUGGUGUUCCGGAAACGGUGUCCCUUCUCUUAGAAGCGGGGGCGGAUCCUAACCUUUACUUUGAUCAAUGCCAUGAUUUGCUGCAAGUUCCUUAUCCUUUGAUUUACCUGGCCAAGUAUGAGGAAGAAGAGAAGCUUUGGACUAACCGAGCCAUCCGAAACCAGCACCGAAACUCUUCCUCUCAAGAGGUAGACUUCAAAGCGCUCGGUAUCAAACUCAAUGAUCCAUGGAGGCCGGUGUUUGAUGAGGAGCCACCAAUGGAGACUUGCACAUGUCUAGAAGGUGUUUUGGAUCUACUUUGCUACUACGGAGCUCAAAUGGUAGAUUCGCAAGGGGAGUCUAUUCUUGAAAUCGCCAUCCAGGAGAGUCAAGGGAACGACUACACGACUGAGUGUCUGAUUCAACUUCAGAGCUGUGUCAACCAAGGCCAGUCAGGAGUGACUUCAGUAAUGAGCCUGAUGAUGUCAGAAUUCCCGGAGUCUUGUGUCGAAAACAUGGAGAGUGUUGAUUACGGAGUCCUUGCGGCUCUCUAUCGUCGGGCGAGUACGCGAGAGGCAUUCUUCGAAGCCCCGCCAGACAUGGCCACUCCCUUCCAACCACGCUUCAAGUCCGAGCCUCAACCGGACAUCACUGUUUACGAUCUGGCAAAAGACCACCAGUGGGGUCUCAUUCUCCAAACAGCUACGGAGGAGGAGGAGUCUUUCCUCUCAGGGUACUAUGGAGAGGCAUCCAUCUCACACCUGGUCUUACUGGGGCUUGAGUCAAUCGUCCGCGAGCUCUUGACUCCAGAGAGCCUGAAGGAACUAGAACAGAGGCAUCAGCAAGACAUGAUGCAACCACCCCCUCGUUUCAGAGGUGCCCUUUAUAUGACAAAGACUCUCGAGCCGCUUCUUCUCACCGCUUGCCGCCGAAAGCAGUGGAACCUUCCAAUGAUACGCUUGUUGGUUGAGCAUCUUGGUGCCGAUGUCAAUAUUCGGGGGUUGGAAGUUGAUAACAAUAGGAUUGUCAGGCAUGAGUCGGCACUCCAUGUUCUCGCUCGCCAAGACUCUUGGGCUGCAUCAGAGGCUAUCCAAUAUCUUAUUGAUCACGGAGCAGACGUCAAUAUCAGGGAUCACUAUGAUCGCACGCCGCUCAUGUGUACAACCUCGGAGAACACGGCGCAUAUGUUUCUCAAACACGGCGCCGAUAUCCAUGCACAGACCAGACUCGGCAAGAAUUGCAUAGACUUCAACACUGAAUGUUUGGCCAGGACCAAGUUUCUCCUGUCUUGUGGAGCACAGGCCAGUAUCCAGUCAGCAUUCUACGUCAUGGAGAGCCAAGCGGUGCAUUGGAACGGGGAUGCGGCCGUGCUGGAUGUUCUGGGAGCCAAGGUUGAUCUGAACGCCCGGCUGACGCAGAAAGAUGCCAAGUUGAAGUUUGAACGCCGGUAUACCGAAAAAUACGCCGUCAACAGAGAAGAGCUCUAUCUUCUGUAUCUGGCAGCUCUUUACCACCCCAUGAGCCUCACAGUCUACAACAGGAUAGACCUUUCAAAGGCUGAGAUCUAUGACCGCCAUCUACCUGUCUUAUCUGCCCUCCUCAAGCGCGGGGCCAGUCCCUAUGCCAAGUUUAUGAGGCAACCCCCUCAAGGCAGCUCCGAACCGCCGCAGGAGUUUACUGUGCUGCAUGAUAUUCUCGAGCAUGCAGGCUUGGUGGAGCCGAUACUCCAGCUACCAGAUCUUGACGUGAAUCACAAAGAUGCCCAGGGUCGGACCUUGUUGCUCGCAGCGUGCCGCAGCAUAAUAGGCCCCGACUCAGCUAUUGACGAUUUCGACACUGCAUUCCAGGGGAGGUAUAAUGGACCGGAAUUCGAGAAGAAGACCGAGAAGCCAUCUCUUGCGCAGUUCCUUGUGGACAAGGGUGCCAUCGUCACUGUGCAAGACAAGGACAACAAGAAUGCGCUGCAUCACCUCCUCCAGUCGGAAUCCAGAAACGGGUCUCAGUCUCUGACGCUCCUGUUAUCGCUCGCACCAGAGCUCGUGUACCAGGUCGACGAUGAUGGCGCGACACCUAUGCUCUAUGCCCUGCAGAGAGUUGCCUCGAAGCGGGCCAUCCCUUCAGACGUAGAAGCAGUUGCAAAACUUCUGGAGGCAGGGGCGGAUCCCAAUGUCACGGACCGAGACGGCAAUACUGCACUCCAUUUCCUCGGUGCCCGUCUAGCAGGCUUCGGUUGGGAUUCUAACGAAGUCGCGGCGCUGCACGAUCUCUUCCGCGGGCUCGUUGAGCUUGGGCUAUCUAUAAACGCGAAGAACAACCGGGGUGAGACACCCAUAUUCGCCUAUUUCCGUGACCUGGGAGAAGCUUCCAGUCACAAGCACGAUAUCAACUACGAUAUCGUGAAACAAAACGAGUCGUUGGACUUGUGGAUUAGUGGGGAUGAUGUCGCUGACGUGUUCCACGUUGAUGAUGAGGGAAACACCCUUCUGCACUACGUGGCGGCCACGAGCAGCGGUUUACAAAAGAACGAUGCUGGAACGAUCAUGGUUGAUAGGUUUCUUUGGUUGGUUGAGCAGGGACUGGAUGCGGGACUGGAAAAUCGGCGGAGUCAAACUUGCCUGGAUGUGGCAAAGGUUAACGAUAAUGAUGCUAUUUUGGCGCUUUUUCAACAGGGGGAGUAG
Molecule: messenger RNA, 6306 nt
Organism: Clonostachys rhizophaga
Lineage: Eukaryota; Fungi; Ascomycota; Sordariomycetes; Hypocreales; Bionectriaceae
Source: the annotation of a GenBank genome assembly